GUGUUCGAAAUUCUCUCUCUCUCUCUCUCUCUCCAAUCGUAAAAAAGGACGGAGAGGAAGACUAGGCUUUGGAAUUACAAAGCUCUCGUAAAACCUCUCCACCUUCUUUCCCCCUUAAUCAUUAUCUCGUUUUGAUCAUUUAUACAUCGUUGAUCUUUCAUUGAAAUUCAGUAAUUGUUGCCUUCUGGAUCUCGUUCUCUGCCUUAGAAGUGAAGUAAUUGUGUUUUUUUCAUAUAUAUUUGAAUAAUUUAUUCGUGUAUCUUCGAUUCGGGAUCAAGUUUAGAGAAAAAUCGAAGAUCUGAGCAACCAUGUCGUAUGCCUACCUCUUCAAGUACAUCAUCAUCGGAGAUACCGGGGUUGGGAAAUCAUGUCUUCUGCUGCAGUUCACUGACAAGCGUUUUCAACCUGUGCAUGACUUGACCAUUGGUGUUGAAUUUGGGGCCAGAAUGAUCACCAUUGACAAUAAACCAAUUAAGCUGCAAAUUUGGGACACGGCUGGUCAAGAAUCAUUUAGGUCUAUCACGAGGUCCUACUACAGAGGGGCAGCAGGUGCACUGCUGGUUUAUGAUAUCACUAGGAGGGAGACUUUCAAUCACCUUGCUAGCUGGUUGGAGGAUGCUAGACAGCAUGCAAAUGCAAACAUGACUAUUAUGCUGAUAGGCAACAAGAGUGAUCUCGCUCACAGAAGGGCUGUAAGCACAGAGGAAGGUGAACAGUUUGCUAAGGAGCAUGGCCUAAUUUUCAUGGAGGCCUCUGCAAAAACUGCUCAAAAUGUUGAAGAGGCAUUUAUAAGCACAGCCACAAGCAUAUAUAAGAAGAUUCAGGAUGGAGUUUUUGAUGUAUCGAACGAGUCCUAUGGGAUCAAGGUUGGAUAUGGUGGCAUCCCAGGGCCGUCUGGAGGAAGAGAUGGUGCUGCUGCUCAAGGAGGCGGUUGUUGCAGUUGAAACAUGAACUGAUAAUGUGAACCAAUUCACAUUCCUGUGUUUGUUGACUUGUGGUUGCAAUGGAUCUUCAACGUUCUUUUGUCCUUUGGAACAGACUGUGGAGAACAAUCAGCUUGUGGAGAACAUGAAUUAUGGACAAAUUGUUAAAUAUCAUAAAUGUGUUUUUUUUCCUUGGGAUUGUCAUAUGAUGUAUAAUUCGACAGUCUCAAAUAUUGAAUUUGUAUUAUAACAAACUAUAUUAAGUGCAUCAGGCAGGUUUUAUAUGAUUUCUAUCACUUUGAACAUGUUUACGCAAAGAAUAAUGCUAUUUGGAC
This is a messenger RNA of Ilex paraguariensis (yerba mate), 1258 nucleotides long. The record is from the annotation of a GenBank genome assembly. Lineage: Eukaryota; Viridiplantae; Streptophyta; Magnoliopsida; Aquifoliales; Aquifoliaceae.